Molecule: messenger RNA, 2008 nt
Organism: Melanaphis sacchari
Lineage: Eukaryota; Metazoa; Arthropoda; Insecta; Hemiptera; Aphididae
Product: major facilitator superfamily domain-containing protein 6-like
Exons: 9
Coding region: 205-1890 (561 amino acids)
Cellular component (GO): membrane
Source: RefSeq, a predicted model, not a curated record
UAUUACAUUAUAUUAUCAGUAAUAAAAGAAAUAAAAUAAAAUAAUAUAUUUCUAUGUAUUAGUUUCUGAUCGAUGGGCACUUUAAAACUUGUUUAAUAGUGUGAAGUAUUGGAUAUCAUAACUACGCUAAUUUGCAGUUUUCAUUCAUUAUUCGUGCGGACUUUGACAUCUAAGCAAAAAUAAAAAAUAUCAAUUGAACUUAAAAUGUUUCCAAUACAUAUUCGAGUUAAUAAACGCACGUUACGGAUGAAAUUUCAUUAUUUUCUAUAUAUGGGCGGUGUUGCGUCAGUUCAAGGAUUUGCACCUACCAUAGCGAAACAACUAGGUUAUUCGCCGAUGGUAGUCGGUUUUGUUUUUACAUAUUUGUCCAUGUUAUCCUUUUUUGUGAAACCCAUUACAGGAAUUUUCGUUGAUAAAUUUCGCGUGAAAAGAAUUAUGUUUCUCGCAUUUGUUUUGUUAUGUGGUCUUACAGCGUUUGCUUUAAAAUUCAUCCAAAAAAUACCGAUCGAAGCUGUUGCAAAUUUAAGUUGUAAUACAACAACAGAAUUACAUAUUUGUUCAACUAAUGACGACUAUUUGCCUCAAUGCAAUGACAGUUUAUUUAAGUUAAUAAAAAAUAGUACAGAACCCGUCGAAUGCCAAUUACGCUGUGAUCAAAAUGAAUCAUUUCGGGAUGAAAUAGAUAGAUCUUGGAAUAUCAUUGACUAUAAUAUAACUCCAAAUAUUGAGUAUAAAAACAAAGAACUCGAAUAUCUCAAUGUAACUUUGAUUAUCAAUGUAAAAGAUCAGAUCGAACAAAACUAUGUUUUUCAAGUGAAAUCAGUACACAUCAUUAAAACGAAAAUUGUAUCACCAUUUUGUAAGAGACCGGUUAGUACUCGGUGCAAAAUAGACUGCUCAGACGAUGUCAUAAUGGAAUUGGCGAGUGUUCAAAAGUUUGAAGGAAGUAUUUUUGGUUUACAUCAGUUUUGGGAAUAUUUGAUUGUUAUGAGUUUAUUUUGGAUAAGCCAAGCAAUAACUUGGAGUCUUCAAGAUCCUAUAUGCUUUGAUCUUUUAAAUGAUAAGCCUGAAGAUUUUGGCAAACAAAGAUGUUGGGGAUCCAUAAGUUGGGGACUUUUCUCGGUUUUUGGUGGAGUACUUGUUGAUUAUUUCAGUAAUAGUAAUAAUCAAAAAAACUAUGUUCCAAUUUAUUAUUUAUGCCUUAUAAUAAUAUUAUGGGAUUUUGCUUUGGCUUACAAAAUAGAAAUAACUGAGACAGUUGGAUCUAAGAAUACAUUUUCAGACGUAUUCAAAUUAAUAACUAAUUUUAAUGUUAUAAUCUAUUUGAUAUGGAUUAUAGUGAUGGGAAUUUGCACAUCAAUGCCAUGGAAUUAUCUAUUUUGGUACAUGGAGGACUUAACUCGAAAAUAUCACAGCAAUAAACAAUAUUGGAUAAAAACUUUACAAGGUUUGGCUAUAGGAAUUCAAUGUAUUGGCGGAGAAAUGCCAUUCUUAUUUUUUUCUGGUUGGUUCAUCAAACGAAUUGGUCAUACGUAUUGCAUGGCGUUAGGUCUUUUCAUUUUUGCUCUUAGAUUCUAUCUGUAUUCUAUAAUUACUAACCCUAUUUGGAUACUGCCAGUCGAAUUCACUAACGGCAUUACAUUUGGAUUGUGUCAUGCCGUCUUGGUAUCAUAUGCUAGAUUUAUAGCUCCACAAAAUUCUGCCACUACAGUAGUGGCGCUUUCAGGAGCUCUAUUUGAAGGUGUCGGUACUUCUUUUGGUGGUGUGGUCGGUGGAUUUUUGUACCAAAUAUAUGGAGGAGAGCGAACAUUUAAAUUAUUUUCCUAUGGCUCAUUAAUAAUGGGUAUUAUUCAUAUAAUGUGUAUAAAGUUAAUUAUUAAGUCAAAUUAAUAUUAAUAUUUUAUUUAAAAAAAAGAGAAAGAUUUCUUUUGUAAAUUAAGUUAGGUUUUAGUUAUUGAAACUUCUCCAGGCAUUAAAAUGAGGAUGUAAAUAAUUUGAUGAUUAAAAU